Galeopterus variegatus (Sunda flying lemur) is the source of this 1596-nucleotide messenger RNA. It is a transcript of the gene ETV6, whose product is annotated as ets variant 6. Gene Ontology annotation, cellular component: nucleus. The coding region runs from base 108 to 1028 and encodes 306 amino acids. The transcript is spliced from 5 exons. The record is from RefSeq and is a predicted model, not a curated record. Lineage: Eukaryota; Metazoa; Chordata; Mammalia; Dermoptera; Cynocephalidae. Gene Ontology annotation, biological process: cell differentiation; regulation of transcription by RNA polymerase II. Gene Ontology annotation, molecular function: DNA-binding transcription factor activity, RNA polymerase II-specific; sequence-specific DNA binding.
AUGUGCUUUAUGAACUCCUUCAGCAUAUUCUGAAGCAGAGGAAACCCAGGAUCCUUUUUUCACCGUUCUUCCACCCUGGAAACUCUAUACACACCCAGCCGGAGGUCAUGCUGCAUCAGAACCACGACGAAGAUAACUGUGUCCAGAGGACCCCCAGGCCAUGCGUGGAGAACGUGCACCACAACCCUCCCACCAUUGAACUGCUGCACCGCUCCAGGUCCCCCGUCACCACGAACCACCGGCCUUCCCCCGACCCCGAGCAGCGGCCCCUCCGGUCCCCCCUGGACAACAUGAUCCGCCGCCUCUCCCCGGCCGAGAGGGCACAGGGGCCGAGGCUCCACCAGGAGAACAACCACCAGGAGCCCUACCCUCUGUCCGUGUCUCCCAUGGAGAAUAAUCACUGCCCGCCGUCCUCUGAGCCCCACCCGAAGCCAGCCAGCCCGCGGCAGGAGAGCACGCGCGUGAUCCAGCUGAUGCCCAGUCCCAUCAUGCACCCCCUCAUCCUGAACCCCCGGCACUCCGUGGAUUUCAAACAGUCCAGGCUCUCGGAGGACGGGCUGCACAGGGAAGGGAAGCCCAUCAACCUCUCUCACCGGGAAGACCUGGCCUACAUGAACCACAUCAUGGUGUCUGUGUCCCCGCCGGAAGAGCACGCCAUGCCCAUCGGGAGAAUAGCAGACUGUAGACUGCUUUGGGAUUACGUCUAUCAGUUGCUUUCUGACAGCCGGUACGAAAACUUCAUCCGAUGGGAGGACAAAGAAUCCAAAAUAUUCCGGAUAGUGGAUCCCAAUGGACUGGCUCGACUGUGGGGAAACCAUAAGAACAGAACAAACAUGACCUAUGAGAAAAUGUCCAGAGCCCUGCGCCACUACUACAAACUAAACAUUAUCAGGAAGGAGCCGGGACAAAGGCUUUUGUUCAGGUUUAUGAAAACUCCAGAUGAGAUCAUGAGUGGCCGAACAGACCGUCUGGAGCACCUCGAGUCCCAGGAGCUGGAUGAGCAAAUGUACCAGGAAGACGAAGGCUGAAGGAGCCUGCACGCCACCUCAACGGCCGGCGGCCAAGGGACCCCUGCCCAUCAGGACUGCCGGGGCGUGACGGAGCAGGCGGGCUGAGGAGCUUGGAAAGAAGAAACCAGAAAUGGCAGUGAUGCUUCUCUUGCACACCAAGAGGGACCCCAGAGCACCUUAGACAAACCACCCAGCAAAGGCGGGGCUGGAAUUCUGGCAGAGGGCACGGGCCUGGGACUCGCCUGUCACGUCUCCUUCUCAUUUGGAAUCUCUCCAUCUGUAACUCCUCUCCCUCACCCUCCCACUUGUUCUUGGCUUCAUGGUGUUUUUGUUUUUGUUUUUUUAAAAACAUGCAGUUUGACUUUUCAUCAUUCAUAUAGGGGAAGACAUCUGAUGUUGUUUUCCUAUGAAAAUAUAUAUCUAUUAUAUAUAUAUUUUUUUUGCAAAUCUCAUAAAGUAUGGCAAGCCCAGCUGGUCAGGAAAAAAAUACUUGCAGAAGGUUCAGGUUCCUGUUUUCCUGCCACGUGGAUCAGGUUUGUUCCUGUUGGUGUUGGGUCUUGGCUGAAAAGAAAAAAAUGCUUUUAAA